CCCAGCCUCACUUCGAUACAACAUAACAAUUCUGUAUAGGUCAACACUAUUUACAGCAUGGAUCUAGCUGCUCGAGGCGCCGCGGCUGUCGAGUCUAAAGACUUCGCCCUGGCUGUUUCGCUCUAUACCCGGGCGCUCAUCGACCACCCUCACUCUCCGGAUUACUUCAAUCAACGGUCGCUCGCAUUCGCGCGUCUCUCGCCGCCCCGCCAUGACCUCGCUCUUAAGGAUGCGGAAUAUGCUGUCGUCCUUGCCCAGAAACGUGCAAAGCGGGAGAAAAUUCAGGCCGCGCAACAGCGACGAGUUGUGGCUCUUCACGGGCUUGGACGGUAUGCAGAUGCCAAGGCGGUUUUGCAGAUAAUGGCGAAAUGGAGAUCGAGUAAACCUGAGAAGAUGGAGGGUGACAUGUGGCUGGCGAGGGUGGAAGGAAAACUGAAAGAUGCUCCAGAGUCGGAGAGAGUGUCGUCGGAGAAGGAAUAUCCAGAGAUUGACCUGCCAAGCGAGGCACAAAUGAAGGAGUGGCUCAAAACACAACUAAAGGCAGAUGGGUCAUAUAAGUUUGGGCAAGAGGAAGAUGUCAAGACGACCACUACCGACGCAGCAGCUGCGACAACUGGUACUACCAAGCCCGCCGGAGAUGGGACCACGACAGGACCAAGUCCAUCCAUCGCUGCGCCCGCAUCAGCCCCGUUUAAGAUCCGACACGAAUGGUACCAAUCUCCGCAAGCAGUGACUCUGACACUCUACGCAAAGAAUGUCCCCAAAGAGGCUUGCGAUGUCGAUAUCCAGGAUGACUCUGUCUCCGUCUCGUUCCCUCAUCCCUCGAACCCAUCCUCCACAUUCACAUUCACCCUCGACCCGCUCUUCGCUCUCAUCGAUCCAUCCCAGAGCAGAUCUGCCGUCCUCUCCACGAAGAUCGAGUUAACGCUGCGGAAAGCGCAGGCAGGGAAGUGGCAUGACCUGGAAGGUCUUGCGCCUCUGAAGGCACCGGCAUCAAAAGCAAGCACUGAAAAAGACCAAGAGAAUGUUGGGCCGAUAUCAAUGUCUACUCUCACCAACUCUUCCCCAUCGGCCACGACUGUGACGCAACCAGCCAUCGCGAAAGAGAAUCCACCUUCCUACCCAACCUCCUCUCGUAAUGGCCCCAAGAACUGGGAUAAACUCGCCAACGAGCUCCACGCGCAAUCCAAACCCACAACUAAAGCCAAAUCCAAAGGGAAGACCAAAGCAAAGCCAGAUGACGCCUCCAAAGACUACCAGUCCAGCCCUGACACAUCCGAUGUAGACGAAGCCGGGGACUACGACUCAGACUUCGAGCGCGGCGACCCUGUCGAUGGAUUCUUCAAGAAACUCUACGCCUCGGCGGACGAAGACACGCGUAGAGCGAUGAUGAAGAGCUUCUAUGAGAGCAAUGGCACCGCCUUGAGCACGAAUUGGAAGGAGGUUGGGGCGAAGAAGGUCGAGGAGGUUAAGAGUUCCCACGACUGAGGAAAAUAGGAGCUUGGAGGUGGCACGAUGUAACGAUUGCAGAAUUCCGGCUGCGGCAGAUGCCGUGAGGUGAAGGAGAGGAUGCGAGGUCCCGGGAAAGGUAUUUGCAAACUGGGUGAAGGGUAUUCCUAGCAUGCAUGCACAGGAGUUCUUGGGACACGGCUGUGCGGGUUGAAUGGACGAUGGAAUGAAAUUUACUCUGUACCAAUAAAAGCACCAGCAACAAUCAGUUCCCGAAGAGGAAUGAGAAUGAAAAUGAGAAUGAUAAUUACCUCGAUGAAUAAGAAGCAGGAGAAUGCAUCGCCG
Molecule: messenger RNA, 1794 nt
Organism: Cladophialophora immunda
Lineage: Eukaryota; Fungi; Ascomycota; Eurotiomycetes; Chaetothyriales; Herpotrichiellaceae
Exons: 1
Coding region: 58-1488 (476 amino acids)
Biological process (GO): protein stabilization
Molecular function (GO): protein-folding chaperone binding
Source: RefSeq, a predicted model, not a curated record